Molecule: messenger RNA, 1824 nt
Organism: Kogia breviceps (pygmy sperm whale)
Lineage: Eukaryota; Metazoa; Chordata; Mammalia; Artiodactyla; Physeteridae
Gene: MRPS12
Product: mitochondrial ribosomal protein S12
Biological process (GO): translation
Cellular component (GO): small ribosomal subunit; ribosome
Molecular function (GO): structural constituent of ribosome
Source: RefSeq, a predicted model, not a curated record
GACCGAGAUUGACACCGUCGUUGCCCAAUCGUCGUCUGUUCCCCGCCCCUUCAGUGUACGGGGGAGGCAGAACCAGCCAAUCCCUGCCGGGAUAAUCCGCAGACCGCGCUAGAGGCCGAGUUCUGCGUGGCUGUGGACCCGGCUAGGGUCGGGACUCUGCAGGUGGCGGGAUGUCCUGCUCCGGCCUUCUCCGUGGCCUCAGCACGUCCCUAAAUCAUGGCCUAGCCCUGGCUCCGCGGCCUUGGGCCACGCGUCCCAUGGCCACCCUGAACCAGAUGCACCGCCGGGGGCCUCCGAAGCAUCCGCCUACGAAAGUGGGCCCCAUGGAGGGCCGGCCACAGCUGAAGGGCGUGGUCCUGCGCACGUUCAUCCGCAAGCCCAAGAAGCCCAACUCGGCCAACCGCAAAUGCUGCCGCGUGCGGCUCAGCACCGGUCGGGAGGCCGUCUGCUUCAUCCCCGGAGAGGGCCACAGCCUGCAGGAGCACCACGUCGUGCUCGUGCAGGGCGGCCGCACGCAGGACCUGCCCGGCGUCAAGCUCACCAUCGUGCGGGGCAAGUACGACUGUGGCCACGUGCAGAAGAAGAAGUGACUCCCUCCCCACCUCCCCCGGGACACGGCGGGUGGGUGUUCACUGCAGAACAAGAACCUUCUCCUCGGGGCCCCUGCAGUCUCCUUCGGAACCUAGUGCAACUCUAGAAGUAGCUGGUCGUGGUUCAAAGCCUGGCCGCCUUUUCCAUCAGGACCACCCUUAACCCAUAGUGGUCCUGGGUGUGAAUCAGAAAAAAGGCGCCCCUCUCCCAACAUCCUUGGUUUCCAUGUUGGCGCCAGGGACCUCUUCUGAUGGGGCAAGACACUGUAGUGCCGUCUACUGGGAUGGGGUUGCAAUAAACACAGAGACAUGCCCCCCCCCCCACCCCCUUGUGGUAUUUGCAUGGUAUUUGCCCUCUGUGUGGUUUUGGGCACCCACAACACCUCUGGCCUCAGGUUCCUCCUGCAGAAAAAAAUAGCUCCACCUGCAAGAUCGCUUUUGUUGGGUUUGGUGAAGAUUAAACUGGGUGCUUUAUGUGUAUAACACAUGCGAUGGCCACUCUGUUUUAAGCUUUGGAGUUAGGGGGCAGCAAUGAGGCCCAGUUUCCCUUCGUGCAGGCUGAGGGCCUGGGCACGAGAGCCCUGCUGUCAAGCUUCCUCAUCUGAAAAGUGGCCGUAAUUGUAAUGCUGGCCACGAAGAGGUGUUGCAAGGAUUAAUGGUGUGUGCUGCUCUUCUGUUAUUCUCAGACUCACACACACCUGGGUUCAAAUCCUGCCUCCACCUCUUCCUUGUUCUGUGACUCUGGGUAUAUUUGCUUCCCCCUCUGGCUUCAGUUUCCUCCCUUGGAAAAUGGCACCGAGAGUGAUGCUGACCUCACCCGAUCAUGUGCUUGGCCAUGUUAGGUUUUAAAAUUUGGGAGCUGAGCUUCUAUCGUCAGGCUUUGGAGCCCAAUGUCUGGUGUAAGUCCGGCUUCCCCUGUUUCCUGGCCAGAAAACGCUGGGCAGGCCUUCUAAACUCUGAGCCCGUUUCUCUCUGGACUAAAUGGCAGUGAUGACUGCCUCCGUGAGAGCUGCUGGGAGAACAGCUGAGAUCAGGCACAGGAGCUGUUGGGUGAGCCCUUGUAGCCCGUCUCUGGGUCCUUGAAGCCCACCUCUGUUUCUUGCACGGCACUUAGCACACCUGAAGUUCUCACGAUUGGAAACACCCCAUAAGGCCUUUUAGGAUCGGAGCUGGGGGCAAACAAGUGCAUCGAUUACAGACAAAAAUCCCCCAUCACCUCGUGCUUAGCACCCUU